Tachysurus fulvidraco (yellow catfish) is the source of this 1752-nucleotide messenger RNA. Its product is annotated as nuclear factor 7, brain-like. Gene Ontology annotation, molecular function: zinc ion binding; protein binding. The record is from RefSeq and is a predicted model, not a curated record. Bases 129 to 1643 code for a protein of 504 amino acids. Lineage: Eukaryota; Metazoa; Chordata; Actinopteri; Siluriformes; Bagridae. The transcript has 6 exons.
UUCAGGUCCCCUCCCAGGAGGCGGUCUCUCUCAGGAAGUCCUCAGAGUUUUCACUUUCUCAGGAUCUCUUCUGAUAUGCUCCUAACUUAUAAUCUCUCUGUCUGCUUUGGAGUUUUGGCGUCUCCUUCAUGGCAUCCUCUCUAGAAGACGAUCUCUCGUGCUCGGUGUGUUGUGAGCUUUAUAAAGAUCCUCAGCUCAUCCACUGUGGACACACUUUCUGUCGCCAAUGCCUUAAAAAACACUGGACUGUAAACACCGCCCGGUCGUGUCCUCUGUGCCGCAGGGUGUGUGCACAGGAACCCGUGGCAAACCUGGCGCUGAGGAACACCAGCGAGUCUUAUCAAAGGGAGAAGGAAAAGGAGAGGAAGGAGCAAGAGAGCAACAGUGAAGUCAGAUGUUCUCAGCAUGGAGAGAAAGUCCAGUUCUUCUGUAAAACUGAUAAUGAGGUCAUUUGUUCAAAGUGCAGGAAAGAAAGACACACAUCACACAGAGUUCAGCUGCUCACAAAUGCUGUACGACAACACAAGGUGAGAAUUAAAGCUGCUCUCCAAACAUCUGAAAAAGCUUUGCGGUCUCGAAAGAACGGCACUUGUCAAACAUCCCAAUUCAUCAAGUACAUUCAGUCUCAGGCCCAGCAGGCAGAGAAGCAGAUAAAAGCAGAAUUUGAGAAAUUUCACCAUUUUCUUCGAAAGGAAGAAGAGACGAGAAUGACGGCACUGAAGAAAGAAGUAGAGAGAAAGAGAGGGAAGGUGGAGGAAAAGAUAGAACGAGAGAUACUGCUUCUUUCUGACAGAGUGAGGGAGGUGGAAGAAGAAAUGGAGACUGAAGAUGCCACAUUCAUGCAGAAUUAUAACUUUAUACUACAGAGAGCUCAAUACACAAUCUUAGACUCAGAGUUAAGUUCAGAAAAUCUCAUUAACAUGGCCAAACAUGUGGGGAAUCUGGGAUACCGAGUGUGGGAGAAGAUGACGGACAUCUUUCUUUACUAUCCGAUCCUCCUGGAUGUGAACACUGCUCCUGAGGACUUUUUCAUAUCAGAUGACCUGGGAAGCGUAGGGAAGUCAUUACACAUGCAUCCGAACCCUAUUCCAUUUCAGGAGACCAGUUUGGUGCUGGGAUCUGAGGGAUACAGUGACGGCUACCAUUGCUGGAACAUUGAGGUGGGAGACAGUAAGCACUGGACUCUCGGUGUGUGUCGACACUCAGCAAACGUGAAGUCGGUGGAACCUUUGACUGCCGAAACGGGCUUUUGGGGUCUGAGUAGAAAAGGGGAAUCCUACAUGCUCCUGACUUCAUGCCAAUACUCGUUCCGUAUACGCAGGAAGCCAAGAACAGUGCAGGUCCAACUGGGCUGGUGGUAUACCAUCGGCAGUGUGAGCAUAAGUCGGAUGGUGAAAUUUGUGGAUGUCAGUGAUGGAUCUGUGAUUGCAUGUUAUACUGGAAUUCCUGACGGUGUGCAGUUGUUUCCAUUCCUGAUCCCAAAAGAGCGUCUUUCUCAUCUACGCAUCAUUCCUGCUAAUCCAGCCCUGGUCUUAGAGCACACGUUUGUACAGAGACAAAAAAAUCAGAUUGCUGAUUUCAUAUUAUAUUUGUUUAUCAUUGGCUUGAUCAUUUGGUUGUGGUUGUGUGGAGUGAGAGAGUGAGUGAGUGAGUGAGUGAGAGGGAGGGAGUGUGAGUGAGUGAGUGAGUGAGUGAGUGAGUGAGUGAGUGAGUGAGUGAGUGAGUGAGUGAGUGAGAGUGAGUGUGAGUGAG